Messenger RNA from Dermacentor andersoni, 2341 nucleotides. RefSeq lists its product as uncharacterized. The record is from RefSeq and is a predicted model, not a curated record. Gene Ontology annotation, biological process: DNA repair; regulation of transcription by RNA polymerase II. Lineage: Eukaryota; Metazoa; Arthropoda; Arachnida; Ixodida; Ixodidae. Gene Ontology annotation, molecular function: DNA-binding transcription activator activity, RNA polymerase II-specific; RNA polymerase II cis-regulatory region sequence-specific DNA binding. Gene Ontology annotation, cellular component: nucleus.
CACGCUUAGCGACCACGGAACCACGGAGCCCUCGGGGGCGACGUUCAGGUGCCGAGGUAGACGGCGGCUUGCCCAACUGCCAGUGCUACGGCGACGUCACUCGGCCUCACAAAUGCAAUGAGCCUAGCUGAAAGCAUCACUCCCAAAGCGGCAUGCCACACCCCUUCCAAGGUCGUCUGUCAGGUCGAGGUUGGCAUGCAGUACAGCUUGCCUCUGGCUGACAAGUCUGUUGGGUGCUGCUUCAAAGCAUGGAGCGAGUCUAGGAGCGUGCAGACUACGGAGGCUGUGGAUCAGUUAAGCUCCACCUCAGGCCUCACAAAUGCGAUGAGCCUAGCUGAAAGCAUCACUGCCAAAAUGGCAUUCCAAGCCCUGUGCAAGGUCAUCGGUCAGGUCGAGGUUGGCAUGCAGUGCAGCUUGCCUCUGGCUGACAAGUCUGUCGGGUGCUCCUUCAAAGCAUGGAGCGUGUCGAGAAGCAUGCAGACUGCGGAGACUCUGGAUGACUUAAGCUCCACCUCAGCACCGAGGCCUUCAAUUUCUCAAUCAACUGCCACAUGUGACUACGAGGCUAAUAAACUGUUUCGUCUGGAAGCACAUGCCAGCAUCCAUACUGGCGAGAAGCCAUUUCAGUGCCCUUCAUGCCCUCGGAGCUUCUCAUACAGAACCAAGUUAAAAGUUCACCUGCGCAUCCACACAGCCGAGAAGCCAUAUGAGUGCCCGUCAUGUUCUCGGAGCUUUUCAGAAAAAUGCAAACUUAUGAAACAUCUGCGCACCCACACAGGUGAGAAGCCAUAUCAGUGCCCUUCAUGCUCGCAGAGCUUCUCAGAAAAGGGCAACCUUAUGAAGCACCUACGCACCCACACAGGUGAGAAGCCAUUUCAAUGCCCUUCAUGCCUUCAGAGCUUCUCACAAAAGGCCAGCCUGAAAUCCCACCUGCACACUCACACAGGCGAGAAGCCAUAUCAGUGCCCUUCGUGCUCUCAGAGCUUCUCCGGAAAGACCCACCUGAAAGAGCACCUGCGCACCCAUACAGGUGAGAAGCCAUUUGAGUGCCCUUCAUGCUCUCAGAGCUUCUCACGAAAGACAUACCUGAAAAUCCACCUGCGCACUCACACAGGCGAGAAGCCAUAUCAAUGCCCUUCAUGCACUCAGAGCUUCUCAGAAAAGUGCAACCUUAUGAGACACCUACGCACUCACACAGGCGAGAAGCCAUAUCAGUGCACUUCAUGCUCUCGGAGCUUCUCAGAAAAGGGCAAGCUUAUGAAACACCUGCGCACCCACACAGGUGAGAAGCCAUUUCACUGCCCUUCAUGCUCACAGAGCUUCUCAGAAAAGGGCAACCUUAUGAAGCACCUACGCACCCACACAGGUGAGAAGCCAUUUCACUGCCCUUCAUGUCUUCAGAGCUUCUCACAAAAGGCCAGCCUGAAAUCCCACCUACGCACCCACACAGGCGAGAAGCCAUAUCAGUGCCCUUCAUGCUCUCAGAGCUUCUCACGAAAGAACCACCUGAAAGAACACCUGCGCACCCACACAGGUGAAAAGCCAUAUCAGUGCCUUUUAUGCCCUCAGAGCUUCUCGCUGAAGAGUGUCAUGAAGGUACACCAGCGCAUUCAUACAGGUGACCGACCAUACAGUUGCACUGUAUGCUCCAGAACCUUUACACAGUCUCAUCACUUGAGCAGACAUAAGAGAGCACAGCACCAUGACACGCUAGAGUAGGUCAACAGCCAUCUUGAACUAGACUGUGAAUUACAAACCUACAGACAUGUAGCAUGUUGCAUAGUGUUCUACUGCAUCAGGUAGCAUAAAUGUCUCCCUGUGCUUUUAAAGGAGUUCUGGAACACUUUUUUCAGGUCACCAUAUUUGCUUUAGAUCUCUUCACAGCACGUCAUAGAACGUAGGUCAAAAGAAAUUAUGAAAACUGACCUACACAAUGCCGUUAUAGCUGAGAAAAAUAGAUACAGGUAAACUUCAAUAUAAUGAAGGCGGUAAAGUGUCGGCAAUUUGCUUUGUUAUAUUAGGGCUUUUCAUUUGAAAAGUAAUCGAUGUUCGUCCCUAUCUCAAAAAUUACUGUUUGCAUGCCCCUACAAACUACAUAUGUAUAUUCAUUGUAAUAUACAUAUGAACUUGUUCUUUUAGACCAAUUCAUGUAUUCGUUGCCUCUGGGUUCUGGUUUAUGUGGUUCAUCCUGGAGAUUUGUUAUCUUAUUCUAUUCACACCUGUUUCUUUUUCAGUUUUUUCUUGAAACUGGUACUUUUUUAGAGCAAUUGAUUGUUCAAUAAGUUUGCUUUCCACUGUCUGUUUCAUCAGAGCACCAAAUAAAUGCCUUAUUUAAUGAGUA